CAGAUUCCUUAUUUAAAGGGAGCUGGAGGACAAUUGACACAAAACUCUCCUGCAGCCCAAAGACUGAAGCAGAGUAGUCUCAAGGAUCUCCAACAUCUCUACUCAGCAGAAUGAAAUACGCACAGUAUGUUUUCCUGGCCUCGGUCUUCUAUACUGUUGAAUACAGCCUAGCUCAGACCUGUGCAGUGGAGUCCUUUGCUGUGAAAGACAAUUUUGAUCCAAAAAGGUAUGCAGGAAAAUGGUAUGCUCUGGCCAAGAAGGAUCCAGAAGGCCUUUUCCUUCAGGACAACAUUUCUGCUGAAUACACCGUGGAGGAAGAUGGCACAAUGACAGCGUCCUCCAAAGGCCGAGUGAAGCUUUUUGGUUUCUGGGUGAUCUGUGCUGACAUGGCUGCUCAGUAUACGGUACCUGACCCAACCACUCCAGCAAAAAUGUAUAUGACCUACCAGGGACUGGCCAGCUACCUCUCCAGUGGUGGGGACAACUACUGGGUGAUUGACACCGACUACGAUAACUAUGCUAUCACCUACGCCUGCCGCAGCCUGAAGGAGGAUGGCUCCUGUGACGAUGGCUAUUCCCUGAUCUUCUCGCGCAAUCCCCGUGGCCUCCCCCCAGCCAUCCAGCGCAUUGUGCGCCAGAAGCAGGAAGAAAUCUGCAUGUCUGGCCAGUUCCAGCCUGUGCUUCAGUCAGGGGCCUGCUAAAAGUACGCUUCUGAUCCUAUCCUUAAGCACAGAAACCAGACCUCUUCAUCUUGAAGUUGCCACUCAACUAACAAUAAAAAAAAUCAUAGUAUGGAAUAGUGUGUUUUUCCUCAAAAACACAUGAAAAUAUUGGGGGAUCUGUAAACUGUGUGCAAUAUAAUAGUAAUAUUUGAAUUUUCAGUGGAAUACCUAAUGUGGCAUUUGUCAAUAAAUGUUUUGGAAAAAAAGGCA
Corvus hawaiiensis (hawaiian crow) is the source of this 932-nucleotide messenger RNA. RefSeq names its product purpurin. Gene Ontology annotation, molecular function: retinoid binding; retinol transmembrane transporter activity. The transcript is spliced from 6 exons. Bases 111 to 701 code for a protein of 196 amino acids. The record is from RefSeq and is a predicted model, not a curated record. Lineage: Eukaryota; Metazoa; Chordata; Aves; Passeriformes; Corvidae.